CAGAGUAAAAUGAUUUUGGGCAAGAAUUGAAAUAUCCGUAACCAUAUGCAACCACUAACUGUUUAGCGCGGACUGCGUAUAAAGUAAAAGAUAAGCGUUUUACGUCUUGUCUCAAAGUCAGGCAAUACAUUGGACAGACCUAACCCGUCCUCCCAGGACCCUGAAUCAGAGGUUGUGCUGAACGCCGAAACUAAAUCGUGAAAUGGCGCCUUAGCGGUUAUUCGGCGUUAUUUUUUUAUCAAUAUCAUCGCCAUCUUCCAGUAUUCCUUGAUUGAAGUUAUUUUACUGCGGUCAAUCUACUUCGAGGAUUGUAAUCUGGACGAUAUUACCGAAAGGUACAGCACAUGGAAUUGACGUCUGACGUGUUUCGUGCCCCCUAGUGGUGCUUCAUCAUAGACUGAGUUUAAUAUUUGCUGCUGGAAUUUCUACUUGAUCCCUUUACUGCAGUUGGUUUACUGCUUUUCCCGGCAUUGCACUUGGCCCAUGUGCGUCAAUACAUCUGCCGUAUGGACUUGUGGCGUCUGACAUCACCAGUGAGAGCUGAUCAGGAGCGCCCCAUGGAAUAUUGGCGUCCUAUCCUACUAAAAAGAAGCCUUGAUCAUCCUGAUUGAUAACAUCCAUCACCAUCAUGUUUCUCUACAACAUUACCCUACAGAGAGCUACAGGCGUCAGCUUUGCUAUCCAUGGCAAUUUUUCAGGUACCAAGUUACAGGAGAUUGUUGUUUCCAGAGGGAAAAUCAUAGAAUUGCUCAGACCUGAUGCUAAUACUGGUAAAGUGCACACUCUGCUGACUGUAGAAGUGUUUGGCAUCAUCCGUUCCCUCAUGGCUUUCCGUCUUACCGGUGGAACCAAGGAUUACAUAGUGGUGGGUAGUGACUCGGGCAGAAUUAUCAUCUUAGAGUACCACCCUUCUAAGAACAUGUUUGAGAAGAUCCACCAGGAAACAUUUGGAAAGAGUGGGUGCCGCAGGAUUGUGCCUGGCCAAUUCUUAGCUGUUGACCCCAAGGGCAGAGCUGUGAUGAUUAGUGCAAUUGAGAAGCAGAAACUCGUGUAUAUUCUGAACAGAGAUGCAGCUGCACGACUCACCAUUUCCUCUCCACUUGAAGCUCACAAAGCUAACACUUUGGUGUACCAUGUGGUGGGGGUUGAUGUGGGUUUUGAGAAUCCUAUGUUUGCUUGCCUGGAGAUGGACUAUGAGGAGGCAGAUAAUGAUCCAACUGGUGAGGCAGCAGCCAAUACACAGCAGACCUUGACUUUCUAUGAGUUGGACCUUGGUCUUAACCAUGUUGUGCGGAAAUAUAGUGAACCCUUGGAGGAGCAUGGAAACUUUUUAAUCACAGUUCCUGGUGGAUCAGAUGGCCCCAGUGGAGUGCUCAUUUGCUCUGAAAACUAUAUAACAUAUAAGAACUUUGGUGAUCAGCCAGAUAUCCGUUGCCCCAUCCCUAGGAGACGGAAUGACUUGGAUGAUCCUGAGCGAGGCAUGGUGUUUGUCUGUUCAGCCACACACAAGACCAAAUCCAUGUUCUUUUUUCUGGCCCAGACUGAGCAGGGGGACAUUUUCAAGAUCACACUGGAAACUGAUGAGGAUAUGGUAACAGAAAUUCGCCUGAAAUAUUUUGAUACUGUUCCUGUGGCAACAGCUAUGUGUGUACUGAAAACUGGCUUCCUCUUUGUAGCCUCAGAGUUUGGCAAUCAUUACCUAUACCAGAUUGCUCACCUGGGUGAUGACGACGACGAACCAGAGUUCUCCUCUGCCAUGCCCCUAGAAGAGGGAGACACCUUCUUCUUUCAACCACGUCCUUUAAAAAAUCUAGUCCUUGUUGAUGAAUUGGAUAGUCUUUCCCCAAUCAUGUGCUGUCAGAUAGCUGACUUGGCCAAUGAAGAUACACCCCAGCUCUAUGUUGCUUCUGGACGUGGACCACGCUCUUCUCUUAGAGUCUUGAGACAUGGGCUUGAGGUGUCUGAAAUGGCCGUGUCAGAACUUCCUGGUAACCCCAAUGCUGUGUGGACAGUGAGAAGACACAUUGAAGAUGAGUAUGAUGCUUACAUCAUUGUGUCCUUCGUAAAUGCCACCCUGGUACUUUCUAUUGGUGAGACUGUGGAAGAAGUAACAGAUUCUGGUUUUCUUGGGACUACUCCAACUCUGUCCUGCUCCCUGCUGGGUGAAGAUGCUUUAGUGCAGGUAUAUCCAGAUGGAAUUCGACACAUCCGAGCAGACAAGAGAGUAAACGAGUGGAAAACGCCUGGAAAAAAGAUAAUUGUGAAGUGUGCUGUUAACCAGCGUCAGGUUGUUAUUGCACUGACUGGGGGAGAGCUGGUGUACUUUGAGAUGGAUCCAUCAGGCCAGCUGAAUGAGUACACAGAGCGAAAGGAAAUGUCCGCUGAUGUUGUGUGUAUGAGCUUGGCUAAUGUUCCUCCUGGAGAGCAGCGCUCCCGUUUUCUGGCUGUCGGGCUCGUAGAUAACACUGUCCGCAUAAUCUCCUUGGACCCAUCAGACUGUCUGCAGCCACUCAGUAUGCAGGCCCUGCCUGCUCAGCCAGAAGCUUUGUGUAUUGUGGAAAUGGGCGGUGCAGAGAGACAGGAUGAGCUGGGAGAGAGAGGUUCUGUUGGAUUCUUGUACCUGAACAUAGGACUGCAGAAUGGAGUGUUGCUUAGAACUGUAUUGGAUCCAGUUACUGGGGACCUGUCUGAUACCAGAACACGGUAUUUAGGAUCACGUCCUGUGAAACUUUUCCGGGUUAGAAUGCAGGGUCAGGAGGCGGUCCUGGCCAUGUCAAGCCGCUCCUGGUUAAGUUACUCCUAUCAGUCCCGUUUCCACCUCACACCACUUUCAUAUGAGACAUUGGAGUAUGCAUCUGGUUUUGCCUCUGAGCAGUGUCCAGAGGGUAUUGUAGCGAUUUCUACAAACACCCUGAGGAUUUUGGCAUUGGAGAAGUUGGGUGCAGUAUUCAACCAGGUGGCUUUUCCACUUCAGUACACACCACGCAAGUUUGUCAUCCACCCAGAGAGUAGCAACCUUAUCAUUAUUGAGACUGAUCAUAAUGCUUACACAGAGGCCACAAAAGCGCAACGCAAGCAACAAAUGGCGGAGGAAAUGGUAGAGGCAGCUGGUGAGGAUGAACGAGAGCUAGCUGCAGAGAUGGCAGCUGCAUUCCUUAAUGAGAACUUGCCAAGUCCAAUUUUUGGGGCACCUAAAGCUGGAAAUGUCAGGUGGGCAUCGGUCAUCCGUGUAAUGAACCCUAUUCAAGGAAACACCCUUGACCUAGUGCAACAAUAGCAGAAUGAAGCUGCUUUCAGUCCCCCCCUGUUCCCUACAGUGUGGCUGGUGUGCCGCUUUAGUAACACAGGAGAUGAUUGGUAUGUUUUGGUGGUUGCCAAAGACCUGAUUCUUAACCCUCGUUCUGUCGCUGGUGGAUUGGUUUACACCUACAAAUUGUGUGAACAAGGGAGGAAGCUGGAAAUUGUUCACAAGACAUCUGUUGAGGAGGUCCCAGCUGCUAUAGCACCUUUCCAGGGCCGGGUUUUAAUUGGAGUUGGUAAAUUAUUACGAGUGUAUGACCUUGGUAAGAAGAAACUCCUAAGAAAAUGUGGAAAUAGCACAUUGCCAAACUUUAUUGUGGGCAUUCAAACUAUUGGACAGGUCAUUGUGUCAGAUGUGCAGGAAAGUUUUAUAUGGGUUCGCUAUAAACGUAAUGAGAACCAACUUAUCAUAUUUGCUGAUGACACAUAUCCUCGCUGGGUCACAACAGCCACCUUACUGGACUAUGAUACUGUGGCCGGAGCUGACAAGUUUGGAAACAUUUGUGUGGUUCGGCUGCCUACAAAUAUUAAUGAUGAUGUUGAUGAAGAUCCUACCGGUAGCAAGGCAUUGUGGGACAGGGGACUUCUAAAUGGAGCUUUCUCACAGAGGUAAAUGCAUGCGGAAGUAAUCAUGAAUUACCAUGUGGGAGAAACUGUACUUUCACUGCAGAAGACCACUCUAAUUCCCGGUGGAUCAGAAUCCCUUGUGUACACAACCCUAUCAGGAGGCAUUGGGAUUCUUGUUCCUUUUACAUCGCAUGAGGAUCAUGACUUCUUCCAGCAUGUGGAGAUGCACCUGCGCUCAGAGCACCACCUAUCUGUGGUUAGAGACCAUCUCAGCUUUGCUCAUACUUACUUUCCUGUGAAGAAUGUAAUUGAUGGAGACCUGUGUGAACAGUUUAAUUAUGAGCCAACCAAACAGAAAAGUGUUGCAGAGGAACUAGACAGGACACCACCAGAGGUUUCAAAGAAACUUGAAGACAUCCGUACCCCGCUAUGCCUUUUAAUUAUGUUUUAUAUAUGGAUUCUGAAAUACUCACUCCAUUGAUUGCUAAUGUCGCAGUAAAUAAGUCACAGCUGACAUUUUGAUAUCUGUUGUUCAGUGUGAAAUACUGAGUCUUGUGCUGUCCAUGGUGAAUCAAGCAACUUGGUGGCACCAGCUGUUGAUUGAUGAGACUAAAAUACCUUUUAUGAGCAAGAAAUAUCAUC
Bombina bombina (fire-bellied toad) is the source of this 4509-nucleotide messenger RNA. It is a transcript of the gene SF3B3, whose product is annotated as splicing factor 3b subunit 3. NCBI's taxonomy places the organism in Eukaryota, Metazoa, Chordata, Amphibia, Anura, Bombinatoridae. Gene Ontology annotation, cellular component: U2 snRNP; nucleus. Gene Ontology annotation, biological process: mRNA splicing, via spliceosome. Gene Ontology annotation, molecular function: U2 snRNA binding; protein binding. The record is from RefSeq and is a predicted model, not a curated record.